Molecule: messenger RNA, 2195 nt
Organism: Neltuma alba
Lineage: Eukaryota; Viridiplantae; Streptophyta; Magnoliopsida; Fabales; Fabaceae
Exons: 9
Coding region: 324-2009 (561 amino acids)
Biological process (GO): mRNA pseudouridine synthesis; tRNA modification
Cellular component (GO): nucleus
Molecular function (GO): pseudouridine synthase activity; RNA binding
Source: RefSeq, a predicted model, not a curated record
GAAGGAAAAGAGGUUCAGCCUGCCCAGCGUUUCAGGGGAAAGAAAAUUCAGCUGCACCAGAACAAGCAGUGAAGUGCCGCCUCCUAAUCAUCUCUGUUCACUGUUCCGUCGCUCAUAGAAAUUGAGCAUCUGUACGUCAAUCGGGCUCUUAAGCUAAACCAUAGAUGGCAUCGUGACACAAGCGUUUUGACUGGUUAGCACUUAGAAGUUCAAAGUUCGGACCUUGCUGUACAGGAUUUCGGAGUCUCAAGCAUCGUUCUGAAUCUCAUGCAUAUAGCUAAACUGGGCACAACAUCGUCAGUCUCGCUGACUGCUCUCUCUCCAUGUCGAAAUCAUUAUAUCUAACUCAUGUAUCGUUCCUCUUAUCUAAUUCUAGAGUCAUGGCCUCUGGCAGAGUUUUCUAUCAUGCGCUUCCAUCUACAAAAUUCACAUCAUUCAACAAAGCGGACACUAUCUCUCUAUCACGCUCCCUACGAACCUUCUCCACCACUCGAACCCCUUACCCACUUCAGUACGAGAUGAUUAUCAGCCGUCCAGUCAAUUCUGUGCAUGCCCAUUCUCGCCGUCGAGCUGUUCGACAAAAUGACCCCAAUGCAGAGGGCUUCCCUGACUCGGAGUCUCCGGAAGAGUCCGUUUCUCCCGCAGAGUCCGUCUCUGAAUUGGGAUUAGAUAGCUGGGUUGAUCGGAAAUUGGCUUCUGAGGAAGAAGCUAACCAACCCGGUUCCCAAAAAUCGGAGCUUGACAAGGCUAAGAAAAAAUAUUACAGAAAACGGAGGAAGAGGAUGUAUGGGUCGGACUCUGAUGAAGCAAAUAGACGACCUGAAGAGAAGUUCGUGGAACUGAAGCCUGAGGUGGUAGAGCUUCCUACAUUGCACAAGAAGGAGGAGGAAUUGUAUUUCUACGAUACGUUUUCUUACCCGUGGGAGAAGGAGAAGCACUAUAAGAUGGUCUAUCAGUUGGAGAAGAAAUAUUUUCCUGAUCAGUGUCUUGAUAAGGCGUUCCUAGAACCGGGAGAAGCAAAUGCAAACGUGAAUGUAAAUAUCGAUGCAAAGACUAAGAGCAAGGUGAGGGAAAAGAAGAAAGUCAGGAAAGAUAGAAGGGAGAAAAAAGAUGAGGUUGGUGAUGAAAGAAAUGAUUCCAAGUUGAUAUUCUUCGGGGAGAAAAAAGAAGAAGAGGAUAAUAGAGGACAGGUUAAGGAAACAAGAGAAGAUCUAACCGAAAAGAAAGUCGAAGAGUUCUUUAAAUAUUUGAAGAAAAUUCCGAAUAAGGAUGUUGAAGUGGGUAAUGCUGAGCCGUUUCUUGCGUCAAGGAAUUCUGGUCUUCCUCCUAGAUGGGAUGGUCCUCAUGGAACCGUUAUUUUGGUGAAUAAACCCAAAGGUUGGACUUCAUUUACAGUUUGCGGAAAGCUGCGUCGCUUAGUCAAAGUGAAAAAGGUAGGUCAUGCUGGAACUCUUGAUCCAAUGGCUACGGGUUUAUUGAUUGUUUGUGUUGGUAAAGCAACAAAAUUGGUGGAGAGCUAUCAAGGCAUGAUUAAGGGCUAUAGUGGAGUUUUCCGACUAGGGGAGGCUACGUCAACAUGGGAUGCUGAUUCACCGGUCAUUCAGCGUGAGCCAUGGGAGCACAUCAAAGAUGAGGAAAUAAAGAGAACUGUAGCAUCCUUUUGUGGGGAGAUUUGGCAAGUUCCCCCAAUGUUCUCUGCCAUUAAGGUUGGAGGUGAGAAAAUGUACGAAAAAGCAAGGAGAGGAGAAAGCAUUGAACUUUCACCUAGACGAAUAUCAAUUUUCCAGUUUGACAUAGAGCGUAGUUUGGAUGAUAGGCAAAAUUUGAUUUUUAGGGUAACAUGUUCCAAAGGAACAUAUAUUCGGUCACUAUGUGCAGAUUUUGGGAAAGCUCUUGGCAGUUGUGCCCAUUUAACUGCUCUCCGGAGAGAUUCAAUAGGAGAAUAUUCGGCAGACGAUGCAUGGGACUUUGCAGAGCUGGAAGAGGCUAUUUCCAAAAGUUAUUUCUAACUGCAGAAUGUAAACCCACCAUCAAUCUGAAAUCAGCUUCUUUUAUUUGCUCUUUGCAGGUUACAUAUUUCUUUCAUGCAAAGCAUCUAACAUUGAGGAAAAUGUUCUGUAAUAUUCAUUAAUAAAUUAUUCAGUUCGUUGGAAGCAACAAUCACAAAUGGUUUUGAAGAGUUGUACUGUUUAUCA